Messenger RNA from Myotis daubentonii (Daubenton's bat), 8098 nucleotides. It is a transcript of the gene ZNF516, whose product is annotated as zinc finger protein 516. Gene Ontology annotation, molecular function: DNA-binding transcription factor activity, RNA polymerase II-specific; RNA polymerase II cis-regulatory region sequence-specific DNA binding. Gene Ontology annotation, cellular component: nucleus. Gene Ontology annotation, biological process: regulation of DNA-templated transcription. NCBI's taxonomy places the organism in Eukaryota, Metazoa, Chordata, Mammalia, Chiroptera, Vespertilionidae. The record is from RefSeq and is a predicted model, not a curated record.
UGCGGCAGCGGAGUCCUUGGAAGGAAGGGGCGACGACGAGCCGCUGGAAUCGUGAUUCAGGACUAUUAGGGAAAGAAUGAGCUGCUUCUGAGUCAUCGCGAGCCUCCAGACUUUCCCCGCAGUGUGGCAGAACUUUGUGCUGAUGAGACAAUAGUGAAGCGUGUGCGUUUCCUACAGGGCAGACCAUUCCGGGGCUGGGGGAAGCCUGGGGCCUGCGCCGGGCCGCGGGGGCCUGGCCUCCUCCCCGCGCCGCGCAGCUCCCCGAGCCCGGCCGGUUUCGGAGUCCCCGCUGGGCGGGCGCGUCCGGGGCGCGAACGGGCAGCGCGGGGAGGGGAACGGGCGCGUGGCGGGCACCGCGCGCCCUCGCGUGUCCCCCGCGCCCGGGCGCAGCUGGCGCGGUCGGUCUAGUGCAGCGCUCGGCUCCGCGCCUCGGGCGCUCGGCUUCACCUUCAGAGGCGCGGAGCGUGCGCGUCCUCCUCCCCGGGCCGCCGCCUCCCCGCCAAGGUGCUCGCUGCCCUCCACCAUGUGCUCCAGGUAGGACAUGCACAUUGUGGUGGCAGGCGCGUCUGCAGCUGGGAAGCAGGAGGCUCCUCUGAACAUGGAGAGAUAAGACCUUGUCCUGCAGGCCUGCCUGACAGAGAGCCCUGCCACCCUGGCUGAGCUUGCCCGUGUCCUUGAGAUGGAUCGUCACCAGGAGGCCGAGAUGGAGCUGCGCAGGGGCCCCGAGGUGGCCGGGGAUAAGGCCCUGAGCCACAGCUGCUGCAUUUGCGGCAAAAGCUUUCCCUUCCAGAGCUCCCUGUCGCAGCACAUGCGCAAGCACACGGGCGAGAAGCCCUACAAGUGCCCCUACUGUGACCACAGGGCUUCCCAGAAGGGCAACCUCAAGAUCCACAUUCGCAGCCACCGCACGGGGACUCUGAUCCAGGGCCACGAGCCCGAGGCCGGCGAGACGCGGGUGUCCGAGGGCCUGGACGGCUGCACCAGCCCCACGAAAAGCACUUCGGCCUGCAACAGGAUCCUGAAUGGCGCCACGCAGCUGGACAACAGCAAGAUCCUGCUGAGGAGCAGCAGGAAGGAGGCGGAGGGGGCCGCAUGCUCUGCGGAGGACGGCGGCGCAGGGGCCCAGUGCUCCUUCUGCAAGAGCAAGUUCGAGCGCAAGAAGGACCUGGAGCGUCACGUGCACCGGGCACACAAGCCCUUUAAGUGCCGGCUGUGCAGCUACGUGACGCUGAGGGAGGAGUCGCUGCUGAGCCACAUCGAGAAGGACCACAUCACCGCGCAGGUGCCCAGUGGGGAGGCCUGCGUGGUGAACGGCAAGCCGGAGCUGCCGCCUGGGGAGUUCCCGUGCGAGGUGUGCGGCCAGGCCUUUAGCCAGACCUGGUUCCUGAAGGCGCACAUGAAGAAGCACAGGGGCUCCUUCGACCACGGCUGCCACAUCUGUGGCCGGAGGUUCAAAGAGCCGUGGUUCCUGAAAAACCACAUGAAGGCGCAUGGCCCCAAGGCGGGGAGCAAGAACAGGCCCAAGAGCGAGCUGGACCCCAUCGCCACCAUCAACAACGUGGUGCAGGAGGAGGCGAUCGUGGCCGGCCUGGCCCUCUAUGAAGUCUGCACCAAGUGCGGGAACCUGUUUACAAACCUGGACAGCUUGAAUGCCCACAACGCAGUCCACCGCAGGGUGGAGGCGGGCAGAACUCGGGCCCUGAGCGGGGAGGGCGAACUCGGCCCUGCGGACUCCCAGCAGCUCUUCCUCCAGUGCCUGAACUUGUGCCCCGUUGGGACCGGUGCACCAGCCCACGGACAGACCGGGCAGCGGGUGGCCGAGCUGGACCCGGUCAACAGCUACCAGGCCUGGCAGCUGGCCACCCGGGGCAAGGUGGUCGAGCCGGCCGAGUACCUCAAGUAUGGGACAUGGGACGAGGCGCUGGCUGGGGAUGUGGCCUUUGACAAGGAGCGGCGCGAGUACAUCCUGGUGAGCCAGGAGAAGCGCAAGCGUGAGCUGGAGCCUGGUGCGCAGGGCCCCCCACGAAAGAGGGCAGGCGCACCAGGGGACCUUGCACCCGGGUCCCUGGACCCUAGGCCCGCCUCACGCCCCAGCCGCCGGGCUGCCACCCCAGCCGGCCAAGGCAAGUCCUCCGAGUGCUUCGAGUGCGGCAAGAUCUUCCGCACCUACCACCAGAUGGUGCUGCACUCUCGGGUGCACCGCCGUGCCCGCAGGGACCAGGAGGGUGCAGGGGACCGCGUGCCCCGCGCCCGCUGCGGCUCACUCAGCGAGGGCGAUUCGGUCUCACAGCCCAGCAGCCCUGGAUCGGCCUGCGCAGCCACUGACUCCCCAGGCUCUGGCCUGGCAGAGGAGGGUGCUGAUGAGAGCGGAGAGGAGGGUGCCACAGACCCUGCACCAGGGGCAAAGCCACACAGCCGCCGCUUUUCCGAAGACGUGGCUCAGCUCCUGCUCUCCAAUGGAGGCCAGAGUCACAGCCUUGGACGCACCCUGCCCGGACAGGACCCCGGCGGGCCCCGCGCGGAAACGGCAGCCCCCGUGUCCGCACGUGAGGACCGCAGCAGGGAGACCUCCAGGAGACCGGAGCUGCCUCGGUUUUCUGUGGACUUGAAGAUGCCUGCGUGCCACCCCAAGCAGGAGGUCCGUGGCUUUAGGGACGCCGUAGACUUCCCUUCGAAUGCAGGUCAGGCUUUUCCAGAAGGCGCAGCCCUGCAGCUAUCCUCGGAGAGCCCGGCUGGCCACCCCAAAGAGAAGCCCUGUGAUCUGCACAAUAAGGAGUAUUCUGGGGGCAGGAGGGCGCUGGCCCCAGACCUGAUCCCGCUGGACCUGAGCGAGAGGUCGACCCGGGACGACCCCAGCCACAAGGAGCUGGCCUCCUCGCUGCAGGCGGCGCUGGCCGUGUACCCGUGUCCCUACUGCAGCCACAAGACCUACUACCCCGAGGUGCUGUGGAUGCACAAGCGGAUCUGGCACCGCGUCAGCUGCAGCUCCAUGGCCCCCCAGUGGACGCAGCCCAACGGCUACAAGAGCAUCAGAAACAACUUGGUUUUCCUCGUCCGGAGCGGACGCACCGGCCCCCCGCCCGCCCUUGGGGGCAAAGACUGCCAGCCUCUGCCCAUCGCUAGGUUCACGCGCACCCAGGUGCCGGGUGGCGCGCCAGGGCCCAAAGGCAGCUCCUUGCCCCUGGGUGGGACCCCAAAGGCCACUGGCAUGCCUAAGAGCCGGGAGGGCCAUCCGGGGGGCCCCUGCGCUCUCUGGGCAGCUGGCUCUGAGGGGCCUCGGCAGACCAAACCGGGCCAUGGCCCGGAGCAGCACAGCGCCCUGGUCCAGCCGCCUCCGCCCAGGCCGAAGCAGGAGGCCGGCCCCAGACCUGGGCCUGCGGCGGGCGGUAGCUUCAGCAGAAGUGCCACCCCCACACCCACUGUCAUUGCCCGGGUGGGCUCCCAGCCCCCGGCCACCAGCAGGCUGGGGGACAAGUAUGUCAUCGCCCCUGUGGGGGCCGGCCUGGGCCCCCCAAAUAAGCACAGUGCCCCGGACCCACCGAAAGCCAAACUGAGCCCUCAGCCUCAGGGUCAGCUGCAGGUGAAAGACGACGGGGGCCCCGCCCUACCUCCCCGAGAGCCCCCCUCCAAGGCCAGCCAGGGCUCCAGAGGGAACACCGCCCCGCAGGCCCAGCCCACCCCGCAGGCCGUCAAGCAGGAGCCGGCGCCCGAGGGCCAUGAGAAGCGCCUAGACAUCCUCAAUAUCUUUAAGACCUACAUUCCAAAGGACUUGGCCACGCUCUGCCAGAGCUGGGGGGCCAGCGGCCCUGCGCCCGAGCACAGAGGGACGCCCCGGACGCAGGCCCGCCAAGGAGACUUCGUCUGCGUGGAGUGCGGGAAGUGCUUCCACCAGCCCAGCCACCUGCGGGCACACAUGCGGGCUCACUCAGUGGUGUUUGAGUCCAACGGCCUCCGAGGUGCUGACGUCCACGCCACCUCCACCGAUGCCCCCAAACAAGGGAGAGACCUUUCUAACCCAGAUGCCGUCCAGACAGUGCCUCUCAGAAAGGGCACCUAAAGCGAACCCCGUCUCCAGCGAACCCCGGUGCCCAUGACAGCCGUUCGCAGUCCCCUCCUGGAUGUCCCAGCUGCCUCCCAGCAGAGAUCCUGACCGCCCGCGCGAGGAAGAGGAGGAAGAGUGGCCGCCCUCCCCACCCGCCACCCCUCAUCUUAGAUCGCUGUGCUGGCCCGGAAGCUGCAGGGCCAGGCCUCUCCUGGCCGGACGUUGAGGAAUAAAUAAAGACGCUGAACUCUAGAACUCCAUGCAGAUGUUCCGAACACGUAUGCGUGCUCGUCGACCAUGGUCCCACGCUUCCUGUGAUAGAUGGUGGCGUUGGCAGGCACAGCGGGAGCACACGUCUGUGCUGCUCACAACGAGUGGAGACACUGGAAAAGAGCUGCUCGCGCGUGUGGGACCGAGUGAAGCCGUGUGUGCAGGACUGUGGGGCGAUGGUGGGGCUGGGGUUGAGCUGACAGUGUUACUGCUAUGGCCUCUCCCCUCUUAGUGGGUAUUUAUGUGGUGAAUGAGACAGGAAGGAGGGGGCGUGCAGGUGCUGUGGCGUACCAGGCUGGGUGGGGUGGGGUGAUGGCAAACUCCCCCUGUCCCACCGUUAGGUUAGGCCGCCUCCCCGGGGCCCUCUGCAUCCCCAUUGCUCCUUUCCUUCCCCCCACGUCUGUGCUCAGCGUGUGGGUGGGGACAUGGCCAUGGGGAUGUUUCUGUUCUGCUUCUGGAACAGAGCGAGUUGAACACUAAGAAAAGCAGGCUUCUUUGUUUAUUCUCAGGACCUCUUGUAACAGGGCUACAUUCUGCAAACUGCUCACAAAGGAAGGCUUCCCGUCUUAACGCCAUCCAGGUCUGGACCAUUUUGGUCGUGCAGGAGAGCCCUGGGAGACUUGGGGGCCCAUCACCCUGAGCUGGUGCUCUGGAACCUUCUGCUCUCUCUCCCUGCCCCACCCCAGCAAGUAGGCCUGUUUCUCCGCGGGCCUGGUGCCCUCCUGGUGCCCCCCACAGGAUGAGCGAGCGUCCUCGUUCCCAGAGCAUGGAGGUCCCCAGGCCCCUGGGUGGGGUGGGCGGCUCUAUAUACCUCUUCCUCAGUCAGGCAAAUGUAAGUUUUCGUGGUGGGGUUAAGGCCCCCAACAGAGGAUCUUAAAUCCUGCAGUGUACACAGUGAAGAUCCUAGUCCACAGAUACAAAUAGUUUCUUUCCUUGGUACCGUGACACUUGGGUGAUGACGGUAACCUUUCUGAGAGUUUCAGACGUUUGCACAUAGGAUUUUAUGCAUUAUCAAAAGUUACUGCUGCCUUGAAUGAAAAUGUUCUGUGAAAUUUUUUGCAAAAGCUUUACUAGGUUUUUUUUAAUUGUGAAAUUUUGUAAAGGCAGGAAGUGGAUUAAAAUGAGCAUGCUACAUAUAUUUUUCAAAAAAGCAAUAAUUUUACAUGUACAGAAAUUAUCCUUAACCUUUAAUACUGGUGAGAGCGACAGUUUACUUCAUACCGUAAUGGGUUAGCGCAGUUUUUGUAGAAAAUGGGCUUCUGAUACAAAGAGUUGUUUAAACACACACAAACACACACACACAUACAUACCCUAAAGUGUGGGGGUUUUUUUUGUUCUAAUGAUUUGUUGAAUUAUUAUAUUAUUAUUAUUGUUGUUAUUGUUAUUAGUUAGUGUUUGGUUCUGGAUUCUACUUGUUACUGAAUUUAAAUUACUUGACGGUUCAGGUUACUUUGCAACACUUGGAAACGAUGCAAUGUAACUGGCUAGUUUAUAUAUAUAUAUAUGUAUAUGUGCAUAUAUAUGCACAUAUAUACAGCACAUACACAUAUGUAUAUGUGUGUAUGUAUAUCUAAUUUUUUACUUGGUUUUCCUGAUAUUCUUACACCGGAUAUGCACCAGAAUGACCCGUCUUGUCGGUGUAAUUGGGAAUGUCCUUGCAAAUACGGUUAAGCGACUGUGACCGACUGUUCUGUAAAGUUAUUUUGAGCAGAUACAUUCCUCUGUUCACCUUAGAAACCACAAUGCCUUUCUGUUGACUUUUGUUGGAUCAUUUCGAUACUUUUCCCAAAGUGACCAUCUCUGCAUUUUCUGGCUUUUCGUUUCUUGGCUGAAAGUGAAAGAUGACAGUUUAGGAACACACAGGGGCUAGUGACUUAGUCCUGGUCUGUUUCUCUGAGUUUUAGUUAUUAAAGAAAGUCUGUACCCAAAGUGACAUGGAGGCGUCGUGUCCCUUCUUACUGUCAGGAAGCAGCACCCAGGAGCCCAGCUGGCACUCCGAGCUGGGCGUGUCUUCACGGAGACUCCUCUCUGGGGAGCCUGGCGGGCUGAGGGGUGGGCGUCGGCAGAGGGUGAAACCAUAGUCAGGGCAAAUAAUUGUGAGCAUUAAGCAGAAAUGAGGUUUCUACUUAAUGACAGAGACGGGAGGGGACCCCUGAGGACGCCCCCCUCUGAGACACACCGUUUCCAGCCUGACUGUGGUUCCUUCUUCCACUGAUCAUCAGUAUUGUAUUGGUUUGUGAAUGCCUUCCUGUCAUCCCUGCCGUAGUAUUUAAUAUGAUUUAUGUUUUCUUAUUUAUUUAGCCAAUGUGUUUCAAUUUGCUUUCCUUCGAACGAUGAUUUCCGCGUGAUCUCUCCUGUAAGUCACCUCUGACUGUUCCAGCCUUUUCUACUACCUCUACCGAUCUGCUGUUUCCUCGAUUCUUCACAGGAUUUUACAGUGUUGGCGUCUAAUGUGACUUGGACAAUAAAGGGUUUGGUUGUCUACUUGCAGCUUCUCCGUGUGUGUCCCCGGCGCCACCAGUGGCUCCUGGCGUGGCUGCCACUCGCUCUGCUUCUCCCGUUCAUGUCUCCUACUCAUUGUCGCCUUCAGAUAACACACAGAUGGAUGAGCUGAUAGAGAUCUUUCAGGUUACUCACUCGUCCUCCUUAAUUUGAAGAAUGAACAUUUCAGUUGCCCGAAGAAUUGGCUUUUGGGCACGUCCACGGCUCGGUCACUUUUCCGCCUGCUUCCCGGGCGUGCGUAGAGCAAUCUUAGGUGGACAGCUUCCACCUUGGUCAAAACACAACACGCAUUUUCAGGCCCACGUGGUUUUUGGCCAUUUUGGUUUUGGAACGCAUUAAGUGCUUUAAGGGGUCCCCCCAAUAGUUAUUUAUUUUUUGAACCAAGAGAGACACUGGUUUCCUGAGAAGGUUUUCACAGAGAUUGCACUGGGAAUCCACCUGUGGCCACCUGGUGAGAGAAGGAAGGUGGAUCUUGCCCAGCCUGGCCGCUCUGCCACAGGGCCUCCGACGUCCCACAGACAGCCAUGCCAAGGCAGGUGGGCCUAGUAACUCACUCAGCACCCAUGAGGGUGGACUGUCGGGUGCUGCAGGGAGCAGGUGGCACCUCCCUAGGGCGCCGGCCGGCUCUGGGAGCGUCCCUUCUUCCAACAGAGAGAGUGUGGCUCUGAGGAUGAGUGCGGGCUGCAUCACAGAAGGGACCGCAGCCUGUCCGAGCACUUCCCGCACUUUCACAGACACAUUCCUUCUUGAAAACAAAGCCCCUCCCCCGUCCCCCGCCCCCACCGCAGAGGUUUCAGGCCUGUGCCCAGGAGAGGGGCCUUGUCUUUGAACCAGUGUACCUUCCCCUCUGAAGGUGUCUACCUGCAGGGAGCGCACGCGCUGCUUUGCUGAUUUUGCCUUUGCCGAGUUCUAAUUGCAGAAUAUUUACUUCACUGAGCAAAGAAAGGAAACAGCAACAGGCCAGGGCGUCAAGGGAGGGUCCCCGCACACCCAGAGCCCCGCGUGCCCGUGGGCAGUGACGGGGAGAAUGUUCAUUCUUCAUCAGUCUUGCUAAUGAUACUUUGAGGCAGUAAAAUGCAAAAGACCAUAGAAUUUGUACUUCUUUUUUUAAAGGCAAUUUAUAACAUUAUAUUUUGUACUCUUUAUAUUAGAAUUUGUAACUAGAUUGAUGUAUUUAACUAUUUCUGAAAAAAAAGUUCAAUGUUUCAGUUGUGUGAUAAAAUAUUUAGAUAAAACAUAUUCUAUUGGAAUUUGAAAUCAAUAAAAACAUCUUGGAGUUCUUGA